AUGUUGCCUACACUAACACAUCUUUUCAAUGAAUUUCGUCAAUGCAUAGACGUGCAUAUUACCAUUUUCCAAGAAAGAUAUUUACGACUUGCUAUGGUGAUUACGAUCAAUGAAUACUGCGCUGUGGACAACUACAGUCGUACGGUUGACUGUGGUUUGACUGACAGUGGAACUUUUUUGAUAGACAGACGCUUGAGAUCAGCAGCAAUUGCACCCCGAGUUUCUGCGUAUUGCGGCUUGAAUUCCGUCACCUGUGAUCUACGCAACCGGGCGUCGACAUUCAGCGUAGACAACGUACAACGUACUACAGCUGCAACACCUUCAGCAGCUAUGAGCACCAAUCAAAUUUACUACAGAUUUUACGUUAAAUAUCCUCAGACAAAUACUUCUAUCCCACAAAAUAUUCUAGCCACCAUUGUCACCGCUGAGGAGCUUGUAGUGGAGUCUCUUUCAAGACUAUCGUUCAGUCUCCAAACGCCACCUGACACUGUACAAAUUAGAGUUUUCAAUCUACAAAUUAAUCAGUUUGAUACAAGCUUAUUUCGCACUAACUUGGCCAGAGCUGCCGAGGAAUUUUGUGGUGUAAGAGAGUCGUUAUGCAACUUCAGUAGCUCCAGCGCCAUUGUCAGCAGUGCCAUCAACAUCAGUCCCGACAAUGUCACGAUAUUGGCUAAUUCACCUUCAACAAUUGGUGAUGGUCUACUUCUGUCAUUCACUUUACAAAAACCAGAUGGUUCAGCAUUGUCACCUGUUAUUCUACGAACAGCUAUAAAAACAUCAAGAACACAAGUCAUAUCUCAAAGUAACUCCAUCAUAUCUCCGCCGCUUGUUAAUCCUCCAUUGUCGGAUGCCCAACGAUCAAACCUUGUGCGACUUAACAUUAACGCUUCAGAUACACCAUUGGACAGGGAGGCAUUACGACUGGAUAUUCAAUAUUCGAUAGCGCUGAGAAUAAAUGAAUUCUGUCGGAAUAAUACCAACUCUAACUUAUGUUCUUCAAACCAAUUCACCAUAAACGAUGUGAUUGUACAAAUCGAAACGAAUGGAAGUGUAAGCUUUGCUGUUUUGUCACCCAGCACAAGCAUGCCACUUAAUUCCAGUGCAAUUCAAAGCGUGACAAAUGGAACAUUCAUGUCUAAUAUUUUCAAUGUGAGCUUAAAUAUGCUUAACAAUGACAAUAAUGUUAUACCUGGUGCAACUAACGACCAAAUUCAAAAUGCAGUCGAAAUAACGCUGCUCGAUGUAUCAGAGUACACUGCGGAAGUGGACUCCCGACUGAAGGAUUCAGUUGCUACAAUUCUAAAUGAUUUUUGCAAAUUAAAUCAACGUCCAAGAAUUUGUGGAGUUUCUGGUUCGUUCAACUCUACACAAGUGAGAAGACUUCCUGGCUUCCCAUCGAUGCAAGGAAACAACGUUACACUAAGGUUUUAUGUUGAUUAUCCAAGCACCCUUCGAAAUGGCACAUUGGAACGAGACAUAUUAGCUUCUAUACUGUUCAUAGAAUUAAAUAGAUUAAAAUCUUUACUGAUGUUCAACAUAACCUUAAACACACCAAGUUCUUUCAAUCCAUCCACUCCUUCUGCGGAACAGCUCGCCAACAGCGUUCUGUUGAGUUUACUAAACACCACGAGUCAGAUUACCAUUUUCCAAGAAAGAUAUUUACGACUUGCUAUGGUGAUUACGAUCAAUGAAUACUGCGCUGUGGACAACUACAGUCGUACGGUUGACUGUGGUUUGACUGACAGUGGUUUAAGUUUCAAUAUGAGUAACGUUAAUAUUGCGUCAACGACCUAUGGACAAUAUGCCAACAUCUCAUUUUAUGUGAACAAUCCGAGAAGCCAGGGACUUCUGUCUGCUCUUACUCUUGCUUCGAUAUUGGUCAUGCGUGAAACAAAUUUUGAGUUACUUCUCGAACAACAAAUUACAAUCCAAACAUCAUUCGCUCCAAUGAAUCCGCCAACUGCUAGCGACGAUCAAAUAAUUAACAGUAUAAUCAUAGAAAUAACCUUCAAUUUAAAUCAGUGGAACUUUUUGAUAGACAGACGCUUGAGAUCAGCAGCAAUUGCACCCCGAGUUUCUGCGUAUUGCGGCUUGAAUUCCGUCACCUGUGAUCUACGCAACCGGGCGUCGACAUUCAGCGUAGACAACGUACAACGUACUACAGCUGCAACACCUUCAGCAGCUAUGAGCACCAAUCAAAUUUACUACAGAUUUUACGUUAAAUAUCCUCAGACAAAUACUUCUAUCCCACAAAAUAUUCUAGCCACCAUUGUCACCGCUGAGGAGCUUGUAGUGGAGUCUCUUUCAAGACUAUCGUUCAGUCUCCAAACGCCACCUGACACUGUACAAAUUAGAGUUUUCAAUCUACAAAUUAAUCAGUUUGAUACAAGCUUAUUUCGCACUAACUUGGCCAGAGCUGCCGAGGAAUUUUGUGGUGUAAGAGAGUCGUUAUGCAACUUCAGUAGCUCCAGCGCCAUUGUCAGCAGUGCCAUCAACAUCAGUCCCGACAAUGUCACGAUAUUGGCUAAUUCACCUUCAACAAUUGGUGAUGGUCUACUUCUGUCAUUCACUUUACAAAAACCAGAUGGUUCAGCAUUGUCACCUGUUAUUCUAAGAACAGCUAUAAAAACAUCAAGAACACAAGUCAUAUCUCAAAGUAACUCCAUCAUAUCUCCGCCGUUUGUUAAUCCUCCAUUGUCGGAUGCCCAACGAUCAAGCCUUGUGCGACUUAACAUUAACGCUUCAGAUACACCAUUGGACAGGGAGGCAUUACGACUGGAUAUUCAAUAUUCGAUAGCGCUGAGAAUAAAUGAAUUCUGUCGGAAUAAUACCAACUCUAACUUAUGUUCUUCAAACCAAUUCACCAUAAACGAUGUGAUUGUACAAAUCGAAACGAAUGGAAGUGUAAGCUUUGCUGUUUUGUCACCCAGCACAAGCAUGCCACUUAAUUCCAGUGCAAUUCAAAGCGUGACAAAUGGAACAUUCAUGUCUAAUAUUUUCAAUGUGAGCUUAAAUAUGCUUAACAAUGACAAUAAUGUUAUACCUGGUGCAACUAACGACCAAAUUCAAAAUGCAGUCGAAAUAACGCUGCUCGAUGUAUCAGAGUACACUGCGGAAGUGGACUCCCGACUGAAGGAUUCAGUUGCUACAAUUCUAAAUGAUUUUUGCAAAUUAAAUCAACGUCCAAGAAUUUGUGGAGUUUCUGGUUCGUUCAACUCUACACAAGUGAGAAGACUUCCUGGCUUCCCAUCGAUGCAAGGAAACAACGUUACACUAAGGUUUUAUGUUGAUUAUCCAAGCACCCUUCGAAAUGGCACAUUGGAACGAGACAUAUUAGCUUCUAUACUGUUCAUAGAAUUAAAUAGAUUAAAAUCUUUACUGAUGUUCAACAUAACCUUAAACACACCAAGUUCUUUCAAUCCAUCCACUCCUUCUGCGGAACAGCUCGCCAACAGCGUUCUGUUGAGUUUACUAAACACCACGAGUCAGAUUACCAUUUUCCAAGAAAGAUAUUUACGACUUGCUAUGGUGAUUACGAUCAAUGAAUACUGCGCUGUGGACAACUACAGUCGUACGGUUGACUGUGGUUUGACUGACAGUGGUUUAAGUUUCAAUAUGAGUAACGUUAAUAUUGCGUCAACGACCUAUGGACAAUAUGCCAACAUCUCAUUUUAUGUGAACAAUCCGAGAAGCCAGGGACUUCUGUCUGCUCUUACUCUUGCUUCGAUAUUGGUCAUGCGUGAAACAAAUUUUGAGUUACUUCUCGAACAACAAAUUACAAUCCAAACAUCAUUCGCUCCAAUGAAUCCGCCAACUGCUAGCGACGAUCAAAUAAUUAACAGUAUAAUCAUAGAAAUAACCUUCAAUUUAAAUCAGUGGAACUUUUUGAUAGACAGACGCUUGAGAUCAGCAGCAAUUGCACCCCGAGUUUCUGCGUAUUGCGGCUUGAAUUCCGUCACCUGUGAUCUACGCAACCGGGCGUCGACAUUCAGCGUAGACAACGUACAACGUACUACAGCUGCAACACCUUCAGCAGCUAUGAGCACCAAUCAAAUUUACUACAGAUUUUACGUUAAAUAUCCUCAGACAAAUACUUCUAUCCCACAAAAUAUUCUAGCCACCAUUGUCACCGCUGAGGAGCUUGUAGUGGAGUCUCUUUCAAGACUAUCGUUCAGUCUCCAAACGCCACCUGACACUGUACAAAUUAGAGUUUUCAAUCUACAAAUUAAUCAGUUUGAUACAAGCUUAUUUCGCACUAACUUGGCCAGAGCUGCCGAGGAAUUUUGUGGUGUAAGAGAGUCGUUAUGCAACUUCAGUAGCUCCAGCGCCAUUGUCAGCAGUGCCAUCAACAUCAGUCCCGACAAUGUCACGAUAUUGGCUAAUUCACCUUCAACAAUUGGUGAUGGUCUACUUCUGUCAUUCACUUUACAAAAACCAGAUGGUUCAGCAUUGUCACCUGUUAUUCUACGAACAGCUAUAAAACAUCAAGAACACAAGUCAUAUCUCAAAGUAACUCCAUCAUAUCUGCCGCUUGUUAAUCCUCCAUUGUCGGAUGCCCAACGAUCAAACCUUGUGCGACUUAACAUUAACGCUUCAGAUACACCAUUGGACAGGGAGAGAAAUCAUCUUAUUGUUAAAGGAGAUGCUUUCAUCUUUGUGCCAGAUUUUUAA
This is a messenger RNA of Xenia sp. Carnegie-2017, 4671 nucleotides long. RefSeq lists its product as uncharacterized. The record is from RefSeq and is a predicted model, not a curated record. Bases 1 to 4671 code for a protein of 1556 amino acids. The transcript is spliced from 27 exons. Lineage: Eukaryota; Metazoa; Cnidaria; Anthozoa; Malacalcyonacea; Xeniidae.